This is a messenger RNA of Amphibalanus amphitrite, 1395 nucleotides long. Its product is annotated as integrin beta-PS-like. The record is from RefSeq and is a predicted model, not a curated record. Gene Ontology annotation, biological process: cell adhesion mediated by integrin; cell-matrix adhesion; cell migration. Lineage: Eukaryota; Metazoa; Arthropoda; Thecostraca; Balanomorpha; Balanidae. Gene Ontology annotation, molecular function: integrin binding. The transcript has 6 exons. Gene Ontology annotation, cellular component: focal adhesion; cell surface; integrin complex. The annotation marks the transcript as partial.
AACCACACUAUCCACCUGAAGGACGUUCUGACCUCCGAGACAGUGCGAUUGGAUGUAGAGAUCGUCUGUGAAUGCGACUGCGAGCGACCCGAGCUCGUGCAGACCAACAGCCCCAAGUGCAGCGGCGUGGGCGCACUGCAGUGCGGCGUCUGCGACUGCCCCGAUGGAAGGGCCGGCUGGAGCUGCGAGUGCUCCGAGACUCUGAGCGGACAGUCGUGCCUGCCUGACAACUCGACCAGCGGACCCGAGUGUUCCGGACGCGGCGAGUGCGUCUGCGGCAAGUGCGAGUGCCACGCGGGCAGCACGUUCAACAUCACGGGCCAGUUCUGCCAGUGCGACAGCAGACUAUGCGACAGGGCUCCGAACGGCCUCAUCUGCGGCGGCGAGCAGCACGGUCGGUGCGAGUGCAACCAGUGCGUCUGCCGCCCCGGCUGGACGGGAGACGACUGCUACUGCAGCAACGACACGCGCAACUGUGUGCCGCCCGGCUCCAGCACCGACCUCGUGUGCAACGGCAAGGGCGACUGCGUGUGCGGCCGCUGUCACUGUGUCAGCACUGACGAGGGCAGGUACGCCGGCCUGUUCUGCGAGGACUGUCCGACGUGCCGUGGUCUGUGCCGCACCUAUCAGCCGUGCGUCGAAUGUCGGCUGCACACCAAGGCCGGCACUGGCCACAACUGCUCCAGCUGCCCCGAGACCGACACGCACGAGAUCACCCUCACGGACCGGCUGGCUUCGCCUGAAGAUGGCACCAUGUGCCGAUUCCAGGAUGCACUGGAUGGAUGCUUCUACCAGUUCCAAUACUACUCGGACGAACGUGGUAUCACCGUUAUCAACGUUAUUAAAUCCAAGGAGUGCUACGAGGUGGAUGUGCUGGCUAUCGUGCUCAGCACGGUCGGAUCGGUGGUGGCCAUCGGCGUCAUCACACUGCUGCUGUGGCGCCUCUACACCUACCUAGCCGACCGGCGCGAGUACGCCAAGUUCGAGCUCGAGGUCAAGGCGAUGAACGAGGCUGACUCGGGCAUGGAAAAUGAGCUCUACCGUAACCCGGUCACCAGGUACAGGGUGCCCGAGGGCGUGAUGGCCAAACUGGAGGAGGAGGAUUGAGGCCUCCGACACAGAUUGUGGCGCGGCCAGUAGUGAGGCGAGGAGCGGCGACAGGCGGCUGGUGACGACUGGUGUGCCGUGACUGUACUUGGACCCACAGUGUUAGAGACACUCAGUAUUUAACAACUGAACAGGGAGAUGAAGACCAGAAUGACAACUCGCAGGGAAAAAAGAAACGGAAGCUAACGAACUGGAGCUAGAAGAGAUAGCUGACUGUGAAUGAAAAGAUUGGCAUGUGUGGCUCAAAUGAAUGAUUAUGUAGACCAAAAUACAUGCAAAGAUAAUCGA